Messenger RNA from Malania oleifera, 2352 nucleotides. RefSeq names its product protein NRT1/ PTR FAMILY 4.5-like. Bases 321 to 2087 code for a protein of 588 amino acids. The record is from RefSeq and is a predicted model, not a curated record. Gene Ontology annotation, biological process: transmembrane transport. Gene Ontology annotation, molecular function: transmembrane transporter activity. NCBI's taxonomy places the organism in Eukaryota, Viridiplantae, Streptophyta, Magnoliopsida, Santalales, Ximeniaceae. Gene Ontology annotation, cellular component: membrane. The transcript is spliced from 6 exons.
AUCGAUCAUGCGCGUAUACGGUGAGUGCAGUGCAACAUUAAAUUGAUGCCUCCCCACUUUGAAGGUGCAUUGCAUAAUACAGAAAGCAUCGAUGCCUCCCCACUAUCAUUGAUGCCUCCCCACUUUCACUGAAUCUUGCAUUACAAAUCAACGUUUUGUUCGGCCCAUUAAUCAGAAGCAUCCCCUUCGUGUAGUAGCUGAGGUGAGUGCAAAAUUAAAUUGGCGCGUGGCCGUAAAUGGCCGGGGGUGGUUAAUUGGCUCUGCCAUAGUGCCAUAUAUAAAACUGACACGACCAACGAGGCUAGGUCAACGAAACGCCCAUGGCUGCAAGAGGUGCCGAUGAACAAGAAACAAGGCUUGGUGGAAAGAGAGCCGUUCGCUUUGUAUAUGGAAUGGAGGGACUUGAAAACAUAGCAUACGCCUCAAGCGCGAAUAGCCUGGUAGCAUACUUCUCCGGGUACAUGAACUUCAGCAUUACAAGAUCAGCCACAACGCUUACAAAUUUCAUAGGCACGUCGUUGAUGCUUUCUCUGUUUGGGGGAUUUGUUUCCGACACCUACUUGUCCAGAUUCAACACUUGCGUCCUGUUUGGAUGCAUUGAAUUGUUGGACCUACGCUCGAUGAGGAUGAUUGGACUAGGCACUAAGCGGGAUGGCUUGUACUACUUCACCAAAACGAAUCAUGCUUGUUGUCAGGGCUACGCCCUCCUAACAAUACAGGCACACUUCCCCCAACUGAGACCCAUUCCCUGCAAAGAUGUUGCACCAAGCAAAAUGAACGAGUGCCAUUCUGCAGGCAGUGGACAAGUUGCAUUUCUCUUCACCAGUCUCUAUUUGGUUGCAUUUGGGGGCAGUGGGGUUAAAGCAGCUUUGCCACCGUUGGGAGCUGACCAAUUCAACGAUGACGACCCGAAAGAGAGAGCCCUUCUCUCAAGCUACUUCAACUGGCUCUGGUUCAGCCUCAUUGUUGGGUCCUUAAUUGGAGUAAUUUUUAUUCCCUGGCUAAGCAGCAACAAGGGAUGGGAUUGGGCAUUCGCAGCAUCCACCAUUGCUGUCUUGUUUGCCAUCAUCUUCCUGUGCGUUGGCAAAUCUCUCUAUCGGCACAGUGUCCCCCAUGGAAGCUCCAUCCUUAAUAUUCUACAGGUAUUUGUUGUUGCCAUACGGAACCGAAACCUCCCAGUACCAGAGAAUGCUGAUGAAUUACAUGAGAUUCGUGACAACGAGGCUAGGAUGAAAACUGAAACUCUUCACAGAACUGAUCAGCUGAGGUUCUUGGAUAGGGCUGCAAUAAUUAGGAACAAUACCCAAAGCGCAUCAACAGUCGUUACUCCCGGGCCCUGGAACCUGUGUACAGUCACACAAGUUGAAGAAACAAAAAUCCUAAUCCGCAUGAUCCCAAUCCUACUAAGCACCGUCUUCAUGAAUACAUGUGCGUCUCAGAUCCAGAUUUUCUUCAUCCAACAAAGCUCCACCAUGGACACACAUAUUAUGGGUCUUCGAGUACCUAAUGCCUCACUUCCAGCAAUCACCCUGCUGUUCAUGUUCAUCUUGGUCCCCAUAUAUGACCAAAUUUUCAUCCCACUGGUUCGAAAGUUAACUGGGAUUCCUACUGGAAUCCGGCAUCUCCAGCGGGUUGGAAUUGGAUUAUUGCUCUCAACUAUUUCCAUGGCCAUAGCCGGAGUAGUAGAAACUCGUCGAAAGUCUGUUGCAGUUCAGCAUAACAUGGUUGACUCAAAAGAUCCUUUACCCAUGAGCAUGUUUUGGCUUAGCUUCCAAUAUGUAUUCUUGGGAGCAGCUGAUGUGUUCACGCUGGUGGGAUUACUAGAGUUCUUUUAUGCAGAGAGUUCAUCUGGCAUGAAAUCAUUGAGCACAGCCAUCUCAUGGUGUUCCAUAGCAUUUGGGUACUUCACGAGCACGGUGGUGGUGGAGGUGGUGAACAAGACCAGUGGUGGGUGGUUGGCCAGCAACAAUUUGAACAAAGAUAAGUUGAACUACUACUAUUGGUCAUUAUCAUUGUUGAGUGUGCUAAAUUUUGUGUUCUAUUUGGUGUGUGCAUCUUGGUAUAGAUCUAAGAAGGUGGAGACGUAACUGGAAGUGAAAUAGUAGUGGGGAGGGGAUUAGAGGGAAGGUCAGAAUGGAAGGAGCUUGGUGAAUAGAACCUGGAAUUUUCUUUCCAAAGAUUGUCUAGCUUCCUGUACUAUUCCUAAGAUUGUCUAGUUUCCUGAAAUGUUUGUAUUUUUUCUUUUUUCGUUAAUGCUGUUUUUCAUUGCUGGGCAGCUUCAUUUGCUGUAGCUGCUGUUCAUGGUGUUGGGAAAAACUAUAAUAUAUAUACGAACAAAUUCCCGCAAGGAAA